This is a messenger RNA of Drosophila arizonae, 1551 nucleotides long. Its product is annotated as acyl-coenzyme A thioesterase 9, mitochondrial. NCBI's taxonomy places the organism in Eukaryota, Metazoa, Arthropoda, Insecta, Diptera, Drosophilidae. The record is from RefSeq and is a predicted model, not a curated record. Gene Ontology annotation, biological process: acyl-CoA metabolic process. Gene Ontology annotation, cellular component: mitochondrion. Gene Ontology annotation, molecular function: fatty acyl-CoA hydrolase activity.
AAUCAGCUGUUCGUCAGUAGAGUAUGUACACACAUAACAGCAACUAGUUCUAGGUCAACGAAAAUUCGCCAUUUUACUUUUCGGAAAUCUUUAAACAAAAUUUGAAGUAAUGUUGCGCCAUUUAGCAGGGGCAAAACGAUGUGUAAGCCUGGCCAGCAAUGCACUGAUAAAAAGAACACCUAGUAAGCUGUGUGUCCCUAGCAAUGUUGCGUCCGUCGUCUCUAUCCGUCAUUUUGGGCCGCCCACGCACAUCAAGCAUUCGACGGCCAAUGAGUCAGGCACAAUGGCGGAGAUCAAGGAAGAGAUGAUGAAACGCCUGGGCUUGGACCACGGCUAUCAGCCCCUGCCAAAGUCGCGCGAACAUCUCCUUAAAUAUCAGCCCAAGCUGGAGGAGCUGCCGUCACGUACAAUGCAGGACUCUUUCACAUCGGCCAUCAUACCACUCAGCACGAAUCUCUUGUUGCAAGACAGGUACGUGACAUAUCUGGGCAAUGUGCGCAUGGGCCGACUGCUGGAGGAUAUGGAUAUGUUUGCGGCUUGGAGCUGUCACAAACAUGUGGUCAUACCCAAUCUACCAGCAAAUGUGCCUUUGCCUUACACUUUUGUCACCAUUCUGGUGGAUCGCAUUGAUUUCACCGAUACGCUUGCCUCCGGCACUGCCGAUAUUCGUCUCUCCGGGCAUGUUUCGUGGGUGGGCACCAGUUCCAUGGAGGUUGUCGUGUGGCUGGAGCAGAUGCAAAACGGCAGCUAUCAGAAAUUGACGCGUGCCCUCUUUCUGAUGGCUGCACGGAAUGCAACUAAUACGGGAGCGGCGCCAGUGAAUCCCAUUAAACCCGGCAACGAGGAGGAGCAACUCAUUUUGGAUGGCGGUAUGGCACGGAAAAAGCAACGUCAAUUGCUUGGCGCCCAGUCCAUCUUCAAGGUGGAGCCCAACGAUCCGGAGCAAACCAUUAUGUAUGAACUGUUCAAGCGGACAACGCCCAACGACACCAUGGAACUGAACAAACGAAUCUUGCCGCCCAACUGCCGAUGGAUGUCGCAUUCGUAUCAGAUGAGCACCAUACCCUCGUUUCCCGAACAUCGUAAUCAUCACAACCGUGUCUUUGGCGGCUUUCUCAUGCGCUGUGCUUUAGAGAUUAGCUGGGCAGCUGCAGUACUCUACUGUCGGACACGUCCCAAGCUGGAUCGGAUUGCGGACAUUAGCUUCGAGAAGCCCGUGAGCGUCGACUCAUUCAUUAAGAUGACGGCCUAUGUGGUCUACACGGAGCUCAACUACUUGCAAAUUAUGACUGUGGCCGAGGUGCUGGACCCGCACUCGGGCAACCAGGUGACCACCAACACUUUUUACUACACCUUCUCGGCAUCGCACACAGUGACCGAGGUGCUACCACGCUCCUAUCACGAGACCAUGUGGUACAUCCAAGGACGUCGCAAAUUCAAAUAUAGUAUGGGCAUUGAGCCACAUUACGAAUGAAUUUGGAUAACGCAAUAUGUGGUGCAAUACUAAGGAGGCAAUACUAAAGUGGCGAUACCUAAUAUAUUUUCUUCAGA